AUGUCAAUUGGUUUGACGCAUAUUUUGCAGUUUCAUCACUUGGUUGAUGCAAUUCAGGCUUGUGGAGGUCAGAAGACUGCUGAUGGUAGACGCUAUCGGACAGGUGGUGGUAUACUAUGGUGCAUUCUCAAAGCACGUGAUCCAAAUGCCUACAGGGAAAUAAUGAAAAAAGGGAAGGAGUUUGAGAGCUCUGGUAGGUUGUUGGAGAGAUAUGGGUUAGAGCAGACGAUGGAAGGAAUUGGAGGAUAG
Molecule: messenger RNA, 249 nt
Organism: Ilex paraguariensis (yerba mate)
Lineage: Eukaryota; Viridiplantae; Streptophyta; Magnoliopsida; Aquifoliales; Aquifoliaceae
Source: the annotation of a GenBank genome assembly